Messenger RNA from Musca vetustissima, 645 nucleotides. Its product is annotated as metallo-beta-lactamase domain-containing protein 1. The transcript has a single exon. Lineage: Eukaryota; Metazoa; Arthropoda; Insecta; Diptera; Muscidae. Bases 1 to 645 code for a protein of 214 amino acids. The record is from RefSeq and is a predicted model, not a curated record.
AUGUUCAACAAGGUAUAUGUCGUUGCAGAAGGCUAUUCAAAACCAAUAGGAAAUUCGAAUGAUAUGCGUGCAAAUUGCUCCUGCACUGUGAUACGAACCACAAGUGGCUGUAACAUUAUAGUGGACACAAUGACCGCCUGGGAUGGGCAGGUUAUUAGAGAUGGCCUACAAAACAUCGGGCUAACACCGCAAGACAUCAAAUAUGUAGUGUGCACUCAUGGCCAUUCGGAUCACAUUGGUUGCAAUUAUCUUUUUACUUCGGCCGAAUGGCAUUUUGUUGGUGCUUGCAUGUCGCAUGGAGACAAAUACCCUGAAUAUGAUUUUGCAACACCGUAUUCACUAGACAAUGGGAAUGUGGUGAUCAUGAGAACUCCUGGUCAUACGCUCACUUGCGUAUCGGUAGUGGUAUUUAAUGCAGAUCUACAAAGUGGUGGAACAGUUGGAAUUUGUGGUGAUCUCUUUGAGCGUGAGGAAGACGUCUACGAUCAGGAAAUAUGGUUGAAUGCUGGUUCGGAACAUCCUCAACUGCAGCGCGAAAAUCGUUCCAAAAUGGCAGAUAUGUGUUCUUAUAUUAUACCUGGACAUGACAAAGGUUUUCGUGUUACCGAAGAAAUAAGGGAGAAGUUGCGCUUGAAUUUAUGUUAG